GCGGCACGGGACUUGCGUGGCCCGCACUAGUGCAGCCCUACAGGGAUAACGUGGCUAAAUGGUUCGGGACGCCCGAGUGCUUGUAUGGCUCAUUCGAUAGCAAAGCAGAGCUUCUUGUGCUUAUCGCAAACAUGGAUGCGUCACUAUCAGAGAGGUCGAGGAACUUGAUAGCAGAUGCGCUUGUUGAAUGGCAGAAAGAAUGCCACGGAGCCGUGCGAGCCGCAAGAAGGGAUGCAAAGCGCAGGAUCACAGAGUGUCUUCCGGGGAGCGAUGCCAGUACAAGUAGCUUGCAGGAGCAUUACAACAAACUUGCCUCGCAGAAUCCUUUGGCAUUGUUGCCCACGCUCAAGAAGCGGAAGGAAGCUGACCUUCCGGUUUGCAAAAUCAUAGAGGGAGUAGUUGAUUCCGACGAGGCUGCUCUCAGUGUCAUUGAGACCGUUGGCCGAGUCCCUGAUUCGGAGCAGCUGUCGCAGGAUCCCACUUGGCAGGCACAGCUUAAAAGCUACACUGCAGAUUUGGUAGCGGCGGCACCGCCAGAGCAGCCAGCUAGCAUGUUCACGGUAGCGAUUUUGGUUUCGCUUGAGCUGCUUGUGUGCCUGGCGGCAGCGCCUCAGUACCUUCGCGCGCUAGCAUUCAUCUGCCUUCUUUCGGUCUGGAGCUCAUUGCGUGCAGAUGACAUUCAAGGCCUGCUUCCCCAGACGAUGCAUCUAGACGAGCGAGGUCUUUCAAUUGAUUUGGCACGCUCCAAGACAACGGGGCCUGAUAAGAGGGUCAAGAGUAUAAAGAUCUUCGUUGACCGCCAGAUCUCCUUGACGGGGCAGGAUUGGCUUCAGGUUCUCAGCGAGCUGGGAACACCCAAGUUUGAGGCUGGCGAGUGGAAACUCAACAUGCAGAGGAAUUUCCUCAGUUCGGUGGGUGCAGCCAUCGAAAUUGAUCCUCGGGAGUUAGACUAUUUAGGAGCCGCCGGUCCCACAACGCUCAUCUUUCAGCUACUUCGUGGUGACUUCGAGGACGUUGAUUCCAUCUGCAAAGAUUGCAAAGCUAGGAUGAAGGCCCAAGCAGGAAGCGGCCCCGACAGGAGCUCACAGGGCAAAGACCUCCGGGUUCUUUCUGAAGCAGCCAUGGCAGCCGCGCCAACGGAAGUGCAAAAGCGAGAGGCGACCCAGCAGAAGUCCAAGACCGAGUUGCCGGCCACUACAGAAGCUUAUCGCAAAGUCAUGCGGGUUGAGGCCUUUUCAUGGUUGUGCAUGUCGGCACGCUUCAAAUCCAAGCAAUGGCUUCAGGGUCUUAAGCUUUCGGACUUCGACAGCUUUGUCAGCUACAUCCUUGGAGAAAAGGUGGCACAGCUUUCAGUGCCCACUACCAACUUGCCAGACGUUCCUGCAUUGACUCCGCCAUGGGAUGUGGUGCUUGCGUACGAACAUCGCUUACGGAAGGAAGCCUUUCGUCUUGUGAACGAGGAGGACCAAACCUUGUCUGCAGCACUUGCUACUGUGGUGGCCUCAGCUGAGCUUAAAGAGACCUACUUUACCACUCCGCUUGCAUUGUCCAUUCUUGAGCGCCCUCGUAAAUGGUACAAGGGGGGUGGGAAGGAUGGAAAGGGCAAGGGGCGGGACAUCUGUUUCGCCUUCAACAAUCAGGGAUGUGAUGGAAAGUGCGGGCGACUCCAUGUCUGCAGGGUGAAAGGCUGCGAUCAGGACCACGCGGCCAAGGAUCACAAGCAGCAGGAGGGUCUUUGGCAGCACAUUUUCCACCUUUUGAGCCAGGAGGAGUGGAUUCUUCUGGCAUCCCCGCCAUGCGUCGAGCAAGCGAAUUACUUUGUGGACCAAACGGUCACUGCAUGCCAGCUCGCAUGGCAAUAUUUCUUGGAGCACCCCGAGGUGUCCACGCGAGCAAUCACCUUUGCGAUUUUCCAGUGCAGCUUCCAAGCCUCCGGCAUCAUCCAGCCAGGCACCGGACAGCUCCUCAUCAAGCUUAGGGGAGGGGAGGUGUGGAUAGAGUCCGAGAGUGGUGAUUCCGUCCAGGUGAUUGGGGGCAAGCAGAUGCGCGGCACUCUAGUGCCCAUCACGGCUGAACCAGUGUUCAUCGAAGCCCACAGCCACAUACACUUUACCAUGCCUUGGAGAGGCACCACCCGUAGCUGUCGAACCAUGUGCUUGGACCCUUUGCUUGAAGAUGAGGAUUCUGCUAUGCCCAUGGAGGAAUCGGAUCCAUUCACUCCGUUCGAUCCCGAUGCAUGUUUCAAUGAAGGCCAACCUCUCAAGCUGGAGUGGGAUGGCACACAUGAGAACAUCGAUGAUGGCUUUGGGCUUUGUUCUCCUACUAGGGCGAUGCGUCAGAUCUUGAAGGACUUUGUGGUGCGAACGGUGCCCGACACGACUCGUAAGCUUAGAGCCGAAUGGAUUAGUUGCAUCGAAACCUUUUCCGAAGAGACAUGUCAUCAAGCUCUCGAUGUUCCGGAGAGUCAGCCCUUCUUCCUUUACACGCUUUCGGCGACGGCACAGCUCUUGGAAGAUCCUGAUUGGCAAGCAAUCGCUUGCCAAAGGGACUCGUACGUGACUGGGGUCUCAAUUGGGUUCGAUGAGCCCGCCGAGCACAUCCCACAGGUCUUUGAGUAUAAGACUAAGUUUCGUAAGCUUGAUGAGUCCGCCGAGGAGUGGCACAGGGACAAUUACGCUUCGGCAAAACAGACUGCGGGCCAGCUUGAGGAAAAGUUCAAGGCGGAAGAGGCACUUGGGAGGAUGGAGCCAUCAACGCUCCCGGUGCUCAAAGAAAGGUGGUUCAUCUUGUGCGCAGCGCGUGCCAAUGCCGCGAAGCCACAUUCUGCAUCACAGGUGACGUCACGGCGGCACACCGCCUCUUCAAGGUUCCUCUUGAACAUAUGGUUUUACCACUUGGUCUUUGUAGACGACGUGCAUUCCAAUUUCUCAGGAAAGGACAAAUUCUUGCAUCUUCUGAUGUGGCUAGUUUCUUUCGAAAUGUUCGGUACGCCGUUUGCUUACAAGAAAUUCAGAGGGGGCUUGAGCAGCGCCUUUGUCGGGUAUGAAUCGUCUUACACGGACCAACGAGUGGGGAUUUCAGAAUCCCGAGGCCAGUGGCUACUCAAGUGGAUCAGUGAAGCGCGAGCGACGAAGUUCAUGGUUUCGGUUAGGCGAUUCGGGGAAUUCCUAGGUAGAUUGGGUUUCGUGUCCCGGCUGCUUGUCUGGAUCAAGCCUCACUUGGCACCGCUUUACGCUUGGAAGGCUGCGGUCAGUGACAGCACAGUGGCUCGCUUGCCGGAUACUGCAAUCCUUGCUUUGGAGUACUUGAACAUCACUUUCAGAGACAUGACAUUCAAGGUGUCGGCUUCUAGGAUUACGCCUUCAGAGGCGCCGUACCUCUUCGAUGACGAAGGCCCCAACCUGCGGACGCUGGGACUAGCCCUCAGUGCAAACCGGCCCCUCGAGCGGGCCGGUGAUGGUUGGCAGCUCGAGCCCUGGCUCCUGCAGCAGCUUGCGCCCCAGCCCGAGUCACAGGGAUUAUCCGCUGUCAUUGACCGUCUUGCGAAAUACAGCAAGUAUGACUCCAAUCCCCGUGCUUGGAUUGAUCUGCAGAAUGAAGAGCGCAGCCUCGGUAUGGUAAAGUGGCUUAAGAUAAUUCUUGUGGAGCCGCUUGCCUUUGGAGUUGCACGCAAUUACUAUGCUUCGAAGGCUGCUGGCUUGAGUUCAGGGACUCUUCUCAAGAGUGUGUCCGAUGCUCUCUCUGUGAAGGCGACGGCCACUGUCCAUGCCAGAGCGAACAAGAUGUUAAGGUACAUAUCUUGGGCCAAAGGUCGCACUCUGCAUGUGCUGCCUCUUUCUGAAGGGAUCGUGUAUGCCUACCUCGAGGACACCCAAGGGAAGGCCGCAGCAACAGCAUUCCGGAGCUUCUUAUCUUCAGUGGCUUUUGCUAAGUAUUCCCUAGGCUUGAUCGAGGCAGACGCCGUCCUUGACUCAGGGCGGGUUCGAGGCCUUUCAGCACAACUCUUUAUGCUUAAGAGACGCUUGCAGCAGAGGAAUCCACUUCGAGUGAAGGACCUUGUUUUGCUUGAAGAGAUUUGCGCUGGUAGACAUAACAGGCCUCUACAGGAGAGAGUGGCUGCGGGGUUUUUCACAUUCCUAGUUCAUGCCCGCGCAAGAUUCUCAGAUGGCCAACGCGUGUGCAAGAUCGUGUACACCAAAGGUCUUUCAAAUUAUCUCGAAGUGUCAGUGUCGAAGAGCAAAACCAGCUAUUCGUUGGAGCGCAAAGUUCGAUACCUGCCGAUGGCGGCCAGAGCCGUUGGAGUUUCAGGGAUUCGCUGGGCCGAUGCAUGGGUCGAUGCAAUGCGCGACUCAGCUAUUGUGAUCAGCGAAGAGCAGCCGCUCUUGCCGUGCCCUGCCUCGCAAGGUCAGUGGCGUCAUGUACCCUUGCCUUGUGACCAAGCUUGCAACUGGCUCAGAGCUUUGCUGGCGCAGAACGGCGACGAUGCCUUCUUGAGCAAUGUAGGCACGCAUUCUUGUAAGAGAACGCUGUUGGCCUGGACAAGUAAGCGAGGUCUGCCUCGAGACACUCGCGCCAUCCGGGGCUAUCAUACUUCCAAGUCCUCCGGGGUAGGCGCGGAGCUCAUCUACGAGGCUGACGCUCAGGCACAUCCGUUGUCGCGACUGAGUGACAUGCUUGACGAGGUUUCCGAGGGGUACUUUAACCCCGAUGCCCCCAGAGGGCAACAGCUGAGGGCCGCCGCAGGGAUCGCAAGGGAUCAAGUUGAGCCGCACUCCGACGAUGACAUGGCCUCGAGUUCAGAAUCGUCCGGCGACGAAGAGGAGCCUGAGUAUCCGGAGGACGAAGCUGCGACAGCCAAGGAGCUCGGUGAUUGGCCGGGCCGAGUUGCUGUGUCUAAGUUACCCGAGAAUGCUGAGUUUUUCCGGAAUGUGCAGUCUCGAGUCAUUCACUUAGCAGCCGAUGAGGUGCAAGCAAUGCUUCAGGAGAUUUGUAGUUUGAAAGAUUCUGGAGGGAGCCACCUGCCGCAUCAGAAACGUGAGCGCUGCCGACAGGUCGGGAUGGAGACCGGAGACAUCGAGGCGCUGAAGAGGGCAGGCGUAACAACGCUUGCCAAAGUCGCCUUUCUGAGUGCCUACACCCCAGGCUCGGGAGAUGACAAAGCUUUGACUGACGCUUUUGAAGCUGCGUUGGGGACUUCGGCUGACUUGGGGCAGAAAGCUGCCUUCAGGCGUCUCUUUCACGAGAGCUUCGCAGUGACAACAAGCGAAAUGAAGUCGCUUGUCGAGCGGACCGAAGAGACGGCGCCAAGGCGCCUUUCAGUCCCCGAAAGGACGGAGAGAUUCAAUGCAAUCGUCAAGAAGCUCCCAGGACUGGAGAUUCGUAACAGGACGGAGCCCAGCGACGCUCUUGUCGAUGCUUGUGUUGCUAUGUACGAGAGCAACAAGUUGUCCUUCUUGGAGUGGGAAAAGCUCACGAGCAAGGAGCACGAGGCCAACUCAAGCUCCAAGCGCGAGACCGUUCUCGCUAUCGAUGCUAGCGGGAAGCUGAAGACCGAAAAGCCAGAUCCGGCUAGGGCCGACACGUCAACAGAGUUGCUAGUGCAGCUUGCAUUGACACGUCGCGGCAUUGCAUUUGAAAUGAGCAACAUACUUAGCUACAACCUGCACACCCGGUGGGUUGAGCGCCUCAUGAGUGCCAGGCUUGACCCUGUUCCUGCUUCACAUAGCCUCCCAUCGAUGGCGCAACUUCAGGCGGCAGACCGCAAACUGUUUCAGGUUCUUGCUGAUCAAAGCAGGUGGCUCACUUGUUGCAGCCGCUCCCCAUGGCUUCCGGGCCUCAUGGCGGAGCGGAGAAGGAGCGGCCAGGGCCGUACACCGUUCAACGGUGGCAAGGGCCGAGGCGGAAAGGGCGAAAAGGCAAAGGACGGCCUGCUCUGGGUGGAAGGCGAGGGCACAGAGCACAAGACGCUGGGCAAGGCCGAAGUCCAAGGAGGUUUUCCCCUGGAUAACCGAGCGCUUAAGAACCUCUGUCCCCCUGAUACGCCAUUCUUCCUGUGGACCGGGGUGGCAACAAAAAUCGCUGCUUCGCACACACUUUGCAACUUGACCUUCGAAAGGACAGCGCCUGGUCCUUCAUUCGCCGAGUCUUUGAGUGUCGCAGAGUUGUGUCAAGCACGUGUGGACAGUGCCAACCUCAUCUACGACAACACCGCUGACUUUCGCAAGUGGCUGCUACAAACUAGUCCAAACACCGGGUUCACUGUCGAGAACCCCUUGCACUCUUGGAUGUGGCAACUGCCUUCCUUUCAGGAUCUUCAGCAGCUGUGCAGCUUCGUGAGUUUCGAUGCCUGCCGUCAUGGUUCCUCUAGGAACAAAGCAACUGCCCUGCUCACCAACGUUGAGUGUGUCGGGACCCUGAGUGGUCCGUGCCCUGGCUGCAAAUCCCAUGCCGCUUGGGGCCGUACUCAUGAUGGCUUUGCCACAUCCUCCGAGGCCGCUUAUCCCAAGCUUCUGUGCGAGCGCCUUGUUGCCUGCAUUGACAUUUUUGCGGCCGCGCAAGAAUGCCUUCCCCUCGCCAGUCCCACUACCUCUCUUGCAGAAGCCAGGGCUGCUGCGCAAAAGCAGCCGCGUGGUACCGAAGACGCCGAUGCGCAUGUCAGCCGCUUCUUUGUGUUCGGUGUAUACCGCUCGCCCGAGUCCUUUCUUCGCGAGGCUUCCAUGCUUAAGCAUCCCUUCGAUGUAGCUCGUGCUUUGCCUGAUGGCAUGGUAAGGGCUUUGUUCAAGGUGCUUGUUGAGGGCCCGGUUUCAGUAAUCAAGACCCGCUUGAACUUGCUGAAGCUCUGGAGAGGCUGGGCCCUUGAGCUAGAACCUGCAGAAUCUAAGGUCAGAGACAGCAUGGCGCCGUCCGUGAGGCGGGUGCUUAGUGGUAAGCGGACGCUCUUGCUCCAGAAGAUAGCUGCUUCUCCAGGGUGGCCCGAUAAGAACUUGCACCGUGACAUCACUCAAGGCUUCAAACUCACCGGUUAUCUCGAGUGUACCAAUAUUUUCCGUCCCGAUGAAAAGCCGGCGUACAGCACAGAGCAGGACUUUUGGGAUGGUGCGUCAGUGCUUCGUGAUUCCUUGUGGGAAAAAGUUGCCAGCCACAAAGUGCAGGAUUACUCUCAGGAGUUGUGGGACAUCACCACGGACGAAGCCGAUCCACAGAGCAAGGGUUGGCUUCAGGGUCCUUUGAGCAAAGCCCAGCUUGAUGCAAUGUUCCCAGAGGGCUGGUCUCCGUGCAGGCGCUUUGCUGUGUGGCAAGGCAAGUGGAGGCCGAUCGAUGAUUUUUCCGAGUGCGGGAUCAAUGCUUGCUUCGGAUGCUUCGAGCGUAUAAGCCUUAAAGCGCUUGAUGAAAUCACUUGGGCUUGUGUUCAGAUCUUCAAGUGUGCCGUUGCGCGGGGGGAUGUUUCCUUUGCGCUUCAAGAUGGCUCGGUCUUGAAAGGCAAGCUUCACUCGGCUUGGCGUGACAAGGACCGUGUCAGGCCGUUGAGCAAAACUUAUGAUCUGAAGUCGGCCUACAAGCAGAUGCCUCUCCACCCGGACGAGCGCAGGAAGGCAAUCAUCAUUUUGAAGAAUCCUUCCACGCUUCAGGUCGAAGCGUUCGUGUGUAACACAUUACCUUUUGGAUCGACGGCUUCGGUGCUGCACUUCAACCGUGUAGCGCUGCUGCUCCAGCGUGUCAUGUGGGAACUUUGUCUGAUUUCGGCUUGCUAUUACGACGAUUUUCCUACUGCGAUGCCUGCCAUGCUGGGAGAAGGGAGUGACAACAUCGUUCACACUGUGAUGCAGCUGCUGGGCUACGACAUGUCCGUCGAGAAGGAGACUCCUUACUCGACUUCCAGUGAAAUGCUUGGUGUCGUGCUGGACACCAGCGAUCCCGCGCUGGAGUGCGUUCACCUGAGAAACAAGACAGAGAAGGCUGAGGCGAUGAGUCAGUCUCUUGGAAAGAUUAUGGAAGCAGGGGUCGUCUCGACACGUGAUCUUCCCUCAAUGCUUGGGCGCCUGCAAUUUCUUGAGUCGCAGCUUUUCGGUAGGGCAGGAAAACUUGCCUUGGCCGACCUACGGCAAGUUGAGAAAUCCUCUCACGAGACCGUGACUCUUGACAGCACGCACCUUGACGCUCUGAAGCUGCUCCGGGCCCGUCUGCUGGCGAGCAAGCCUCGAAG
Molecule: messenger RNA, 8203 nt
Organism: Symbiodinium sp. CCMP2456
Lineage: Eukaryota; Dinophyceae; Suessiales; Symbiodiniaceae
Source: the annotation of a GenBank genome assembly